This is a messenger RNA of Cryptotermes secundus, 3174 nucleotides long. RefSeq lists its product as uncharacterized. NCBI's taxonomy places the organism in Eukaryota, Metazoa, Arthropoda, Insecta, Blattodea, Kalotermitidae. The record is from RefSeq and is a predicted model, not a curated record. The coding region runs from base 450 to 2351 and encodes 633 amino acids. The transcript has 8 exons.
CUUUACAGGUCAACUCUCAUACCCAAUGAACCGCUGGGAAUAUUCUUUUCUGUAACGUUGGCAUGUUAGUUGUAUAUAGUUGGAAAGGUCGGAAAUAGUGUGUGAGCAUGGUUUUGCGAGUUAUGAUACUGAUAUUUAAGGUUUCUGUUGAAGGAGGUUAAGUGAUUUCGACACGUGUGUAAUAACGCUUAGAAUAGAAUAGACCAAAGUAGACUAUUACUUCUAAGGUUGUGCUCUCAUGUCUAGUCUGGUGAACAACGUUUGGAUGGUGGAUAAAAUAUCUGAAGCCGGGAUUUUCGUAUGAAAUGAAUCCAACCUUGUUUUUAACUGUAGCAGAUUGAUUUGAUGUGUUUGCUUACUCGGCUUACAUAUCUCAAUAAUGAACUUCAUAGAAGACGGUGAAAAUAAAUCACACAUAUUUUAGUUAUAAAGCUCGAAGAUUGUAUAUCAUGUUGCGGACCACUGUCGGUUUAUUAUAUUCUAAUUCAGUCCUAUCAAGAAUCUUGCCCCAACAGGCGAGGCAAAUAAGACGUGUUAACUUAACGUCGCUUCAAUGGAUGUCUUCAAAAGAUAUUAUGGACCCUUCAGCAUCAAACACACAAGAUUUCUUGUUACAGGAUAUAAAAUCCUCAAGAGACACUACACAAGUUCUGAAGAUUGUAGGCAUCCAUCACAAAAUCAUGAACAACAGACAUGUAAUGCAGUCACUUAAGUGUCUUUUUGAAUUGAAGAAGUCAGGAAAGUGUAGUAUGACAAAUGAACAGAUUGUUAACAGCCCUGACUUCAUUAAACUUUGUAAGCGUCUGAAAUCACAAGCUAGAGGCAUCACUCUUAAUGACACAAUUCAAGCGCUCAAAACUGUGUCAUUUGUUGGAGUUCCUGCAAGUAGUACCAUUAUUCAGGUUUUGCUGCAACUUAUUCGUCAAGGGGUCAAUGAUCUGUCACUACAUCAGAUCAUCUUUCUGGAAUUCAUGAUGAGAAAUUUUGAUAGAAACCCUCUGGUUGAUGCUUUACGAAUUGCUUUUCCUUUAGUGUUUGAAGCUCAACUAAGUUUAAAAAUGGCUCAAGAUGAUGUCACAAGUUUGGCUGAACUUCUGCAGUAUGCUUGUAAGAAACCCCUUUCUGAUUCCUCGAUAAACAUUAUAAUUGAGUGCCUUGAAAAACUCUCAGAAGAUAUAGAUGUGAAAAUUGCUAAAAGUGUAAUGUGGUCAUUAUGUGAACUGAGGAGACCAUUACCAUCCUACCAUGCACUUUUAAUUCACUGUUGGAAUGUCAUAACUGAAAAUAUAAAACAGUGUUCAUAUACAGAAAUUGAUGGUCUUUUGAGCUGGAUGGUGAAGAAAGUUCAACAAAAACAAACACAUUUUUAUCAUGAAGGUUUCGCAGAUAGCUGUGUUAGAUACGUGGUGGACAAAGACUGUGGCUUUGAAGAAGGGACCUGGAUUCUGAGAAAAUUAACAAGACUAGGUCAUAUAAAUAUAAGUCUUAUUGACUAUAUAGGAGAGAAAAUUGUAAACAACCCUCAGAUUGUAAAGGAUUGUAAGGCUGGCGCUUUGUUAAGUGUGGUAUCAGGAAUGGCUGCCGCAGAAUACAAACCAGUAGGCUGGAACAGCAUACAGGAAGCUCUCAUGACAAAUACAGCUUUGAUUAGCAAGGAGAGAAUGGAAUUUCCAUGGCUCAGACUGGCUCUGGAUUUUGCAGUAUUGGAUAUAUUCUGUCCAGAUUUGCUUCGGUAUGUCUUUGGUGAGGAAUUCUUACAACAGUUCCUUUCUAGAGAUUACAAUCUGUUGGAUAAUCUACAGUUAUUGUUACUGCAUCAAGCUGUAGUAACACUGUAUCCUUCAUACUCGGGCGUACUUCCACCACAGAACAUAAUUGACAUGGUGAAGAAAUACAAUGGGGAUCAUGUGCAGCAGUUUCCACUUCAGGCUGCUCUGGAGAAAGGACUGGGAGGCGGGUCAUAUGUUUGGACCAGACUUCUUACCAAGCUUGGCCAUUUCAUAGAUCAUCUUGUAGUGAUGCGGAAGGGAGGGUAUCCAGUGGCUUUGAACCAAAUUUCCAGCAACUCUGCUUCAAAAACAUAUGUGGAAGAUUUGCUGGUUCCUUCAGAUAGCCAAAUAAUUCUAGUACUAUGUAUGCCUGCAAGUUAUUACGCUGUCAACUGCCAAAGAUUGCGACCAGUGCCAUCUCUAACAGUGCACACUUUGGAAGCUCUGGGUUACUCUGUGGUUCCUGUAUCCUUGCAACAUUGGAUGAAUCUACCAGACUAUGAGAAAAUACCAUAUUUAAUGCAGAAUAUUAAAAUGAAAUGUGAAUCGGUAGAUAGUAAUGAAGCCAGCAUUGUACAUUAGCUAUUCAGUAAAUCAGUACUACUGAAAACUGAAGAAUUUAUAAAUUUAAAAUGAGACAUGAAAAAUGCAACUGUGAAGCUGUGGAUCAUAUUUGUCAUUUUUUGGGGUAUUCAUAACAAAUAAUUGCACAAAUACAUGUAUUAACUUCAAGUUUCUGUCAGUAACAUCUUAAGAACUGCUGAACAGAUUUCCACAGAAUCUGAUAUUGGCUUAUGUUAAAGUUAACAUUAGUACUACUGCAUCAAAAUAAUUAAAGCAACAUGACAUUUCAUAAAUUAAAUUUAAUUAACAUCUACAACACCCUGCAUAUUUCGCUGUUUACUUGCUGUAGGGACAGGUUCCAACAUGUAGGGUUUGAGGCUUUCACAGUGGUGGUUAUGACGAUUAUCUUCAGCAGACUACAAGGCAUUAUAUCCCAGGAGAUAGUACUACUGUUGAUACAGUUAAAUUAGUUAUUAAGAAAAUGUUCAAAUCAAAAAGUUGACUCCCUUAUUGUGGCAUAUUUGCUGAAAGCAAGAACUACGGAGCCAGAGAAAUGGCCACUGCUAGGUAAUGUCUUUGUAACACACAACAAUGGAGUCAACUGUUGGAAGCGGUGUUUUCAAGUGCAGUAAAUCUGAUUACCAAUCCAAACCUCAUCUGUAGUCAGUCACGUGAUAUUAUAUAGACCACAAAUGGGAAGCUACUACAUUAUAUAUGCAUACAAGGAAGAACUUCUAUAUGUAAAAAUGCAGAUCACAUAGUAAUAAUGAAGGGACAUGAAAAAUAAAGAAUUGGCAUUGUACAACUUCUUUAUAAUUCAUAAUAUUCAUAAUUUUAUUUA